This is a messenger RNA of Cadophora gregata, 645 nucleotides long. RefSeq lists its product as uncharacterized. Gene Ontology annotation, biological process: exocytosis. Gene Ontology annotation, cellular component: cell tip; Golgi to plasma membrane transport vesicle. The record is from RefSeq and is a predicted model, not a curated record. Lineage: Eukaryota; Fungi; Ascomycota; Leotiomycetes; Helotiales; Ploettnerulaceae. The transcript is spliced from 2 exons. Gene Ontology annotation, molecular function: guanyl-nucleotide exchange factor activity. The coding region runs from base 1 to 645 and encodes 214 amino acids.
AUGACAUUGACGAUGUCGCAGGCGCAAGGUGCAGCGGCAUCUGCGUGUCCGAACUGCGGUAUCGGUCUUCCUGAUCACUCGGCCAUAGCAUUAGACGCACAGAAGCAAAUCGAGGAUCUCCAAGCCCAAGUCCGACUGCUAACACAGAAGGCCACAAAUGCAGUCGACAGGUGGGCAGACUACGAAGACGAGAUCCAAGAACUGAAGGCACAGAACGCUCGACAUUCCGAGGAAGCAGCCCGCGCAGAAGCAAGCAGUCCAAACCGUUCCUCAUACCUACCAGUUCAGAACCGUCUCUCCUCCUUCUUAGCACGCAAAUCGACGCCGAAUCUAAAGAGCCCCGCGCCGCCGAGUACGCCUUCAGCUACGGAUCUGGCCGCUGCUUUGACGAGGGAGCAGGCAUUAAGACAGGCCGCAGACAAAAAACUCGAUGAGGCGAGCGGAGAGCUGGAGGAACUGAGCGCACAGCUUUUCAUGCAGGCUAAUGAGAUGGUUGCGACGGAGCGAAAGGCACGCGCGAAACUGGAAGAACGAGUUGCGGUCUUGGAGAGUAGGGAUGGGGAGAAGAGGAAGCGGUUGGAGAGGCUGGAGGGAGCGGUUGCGAGGAUCGAGAGGGUUCGAGGAUUGCUUGCGCCGGGGAGAUGA